UCGGCCCAUAUCGCUGAAGAGGCUUGGUGGUGCGCCUGGCGUGUGGGGCUGCGCUGCUCGCCGUCUCCACCGCCGACGCCGCGGCAAACCAGCGCGCGACCACGGGAGGGAGACGGCCAUGGGGGCGAUGGAGCUGGAGAUCCUGGGCAUGAACUUCGGGUGCGUCCUCGCGGCGCUCGCGGACGCAAAGAUCCCCGACAAGGGCUGCCUCCUCCCCCUCGUGUCCAAGCUCCUCGGCUACGGCAUCGUCGCCGCAUCCACCACCGUCAAGCUCCCCCAGAUACUUAAAAUUUUGAAGCAUGGAAGUGUUAGAGGACUUAGCGUAGCAUCCUUUGAGCUUGAGGUUGUAGGGUACACGAUUGCUUUGGCAUAUUGUAUUCAUAAAGGAUUGCCCUUUUCAGCUUAUGGAGAGCUAGCUUUUCUGUUGAUCCAAGCAAUCAUCUUGGUUGCCAUCAUUUAUUAUUACUCCUCACCAGUGGGAACCAAAACAUGGAUGAAAGCUUUAUUAUAUUGUGGAUUGGCUCCAACUGUUUUGUCUGGAAAAAUUGACCCUGCUCUUUUUGAAAUCCUUUAUGCUUCACAGCACGCUAUCUUCUUUUUUGCUAGAGUUCCACAAAUAUGGAAGAAUUUUAUGAAUAAGGGCACUGGCCAGCUGAGCUUCUUGACCUGUUUCAUGAACUUUGCUGGUUCAAUUGUAAGAGUUUUCACCAGCAUCCAGGAGAAGACUCCCUUGAGUGUGAUCAUGGGCUCCGCAAUUGGUAUCGUGAUGAAUGGUACAAUCUUGGGUCAGAUUGUAUUGUACCAAAAACCUGCUCCGAAGAAACAGAAGAAAGAGGAUUAAGCAACACACAAGAGACUGCACAAAGUUCAUCCUGGUGGUUUAGGAUUUUGUUGAAGGGUUUACCAUCUUCUUGGCAACUUGUUUGAUGAGGAAAACGAUAGGCAGAAUAGUCUUCCUAUGGAUAUUUAUGUGUUGUUGCUUUCAGCUCAGUACCAUGACUGAUCUAGUUACAUACAAUUGUCAAUCUGUGUGUAACUGUAUAAGCUGCUGCUGAUGGAUGUUUGGCAUGUAUGAGUUUUCCUUUUAAUUAUGCCGUUCCAUGUUUGAGUUUCAUUCUACGUUUUCAUCAGCUGCUUAGCGGCGGGAACAUUGAACAAUGGCCGCAGAGACUGACUUCAAAAAUAUAGAGAUGUCAGCAGAGGCAAAAUUCAGA
This is a messenger RNA of Phragmites australis (common reed), 1214 nucleotides long. RefSeq names its product mannose-P-dolichol utilization defect 1 protein homolog 2-like. The transcript has 8 exons. Bases 119 to 841 code for a protein of 240 amino acids. The record is from RefSeq and is a predicted model, not a curated record. Lineage: Eukaryota; Viridiplantae; Streptophyta; Magnoliopsida; Poales; Poaceae.